CAUAUGAAAAAGCUCAAAGGGAGGGAACCUACGCCUCUUAUUUGACAAUUGGGCAACAAGUGUGUAAUAAACAUUACAUACGCAUUGUUGAAUCUGACAGGAGUAAAACAGUAGGUGCUUCUAAUUCAACCAUGUAUUGA
Messenger RNA from Racocetra persica, 140 nucleotides. The record is from the annotation of a GenBank genome assembly. NCBI's taxonomy places the organism in Eukaryota, Fungi, Glomeromycota, Glomeromycetes, Diversisporales, Gigasporaceae.